Molecule: messenger RNA, 7416 nt
Organism: Engraulis encrasicolus (European anchovy)
Lineage: Eukaryota; Metazoa; Chordata; Actinopteri; Clupeiformes; Engraulidae
Exons: 10
Coding region: 212-6751 (2179 amino acids)
Source: RefSeq, a predicted model, not a curated record
UGACUGUCAGCAGGCAGGCAGUGAGCAGAACACAUGGUCAGGGCAAGAGCAGUCAGCAGCCCAAACACACGGACAAUUGAACAAGGACGAGCAAUUUUGUCAAGAUAAAACUCUUCUCCAGUCCAGAACUGCAGCCCUUUCUGAAGAAAGCCACAGGGGUCAAGAGCUGUAUGACCCAUUUCAGGUUGAUGAGGAAGAUGAGAACAAGUUGAUGGAGGAAACCACAAAAAGACAGCCGGCUUUCGACACCUCUAAUAUCAGCAUUUACAGAUCCCCUGCAGCUGAGACUAAAGAAGACGAAGAAGAGCUGAUGAUGAAAGUAAGAGAGCUGGAGAGACUCAAUGCAUUGAUUGCUGAAGGAAAGGCUAUGCUAGCCAUGAAGACACCGGGCACACCCCCUGAUUGUGAGUGCCCAACUCAAGCUGAUAAGACCCCAGAGAUUUUAAUCAAAUGCCCACCCCACGGCUUCCUCCCUGUCCUCCAACAAACACCUUCCACUAUGGACAAUCAUAGAACUACAGCCCUAUCUGAAAAAAGCUGUGGGGCUGAGCCGUAUGAUCCCUUUGAGGUUGAUGCGGAAGAUGAGAACCCGAUGAUGGAAGGAAGCAUCAAGGGGCUACAUCAUGAAUCGCAGCAGCAGGAAGUAACAGCUGAGGAGGUUGGGAUUGGCACUGGACCUUAUGGUGGCAUUGAUAUGGUGUCACCCAUAGAGGGUCAACUCCUCAGCAAGGUCAAGGGGGCUGGGAUUGGUGGCAUGGAUAUAGUCUCUCACAGGAAGGACCGGCCCUUCAGCGAGCCUGAGGUAGAGGAUGAGGAGACUUAUCUGUACAGAGAAAAGCCUGGUGACUGCCAUCCUACCUGUAGCAAGCGCCUCAAGAGUUCAGACCAAUGUGAGAAAACAGAACGAACACAUAGCACGGACAAGAGUGAAGUACCUAAACUAACCUUUGGUGAACUUGAGACCAUUUUCCUCUCCAUGGGGUUUCAUUUUCCCCAGAGCUCCACAGUUAACCAGCUGGGAAGUAAGGUAGAUGAUGCAAUAAAGCCUCAUGGCACAACGCCAUCAUUAUUUUCAUCUCAUGUAGACACCCAUGGCAGCCAAGUGUAUAACCUUUUCCAAGUGAGUGAAGAAGAGCAUGGAAAUGAGGCCAUGGAAGCAUCCCAAAGAGAACAUGGGAAUCAGCCGGUCAAAGCUGGGGUAGAAGAGCAAUGGAAGCAGGCUAUGGAAGCAAUCCCACAACAACCAGAGAUGGGCGGCCAUGGGAAGCAGCUUGUGGAAGCUUUCAUAGAAGAGCAUGGGAAUCCACUCAUGGAAACGGCCAUAGGACAGCAUGGAAAUAGGCCUUUGGAAGAGGGAACAUUAGUGCAGCCUCAAGAAGGACUUCUUGGGGAGGACGGAAAUGCUUUAAGUGGCUAUGACCUAGAGUCUUCUAAGCAGGAAGGGGAGGACUUCUUCAGUAGAGCCAAGAUGGAUAAGGAGCACAACAGGUCAAAUGACCAUGAAACAGGAGGCCAAACAAAAUGUAUGGACAAUCAUCAUCAGGCAAAUAAAGCCAUUCCCAAAGCUGUCAGUCUUCAGCAUUCACAAGGGCCUGUUACCAAUAGUGUGGAAACGAUAUGGAUUUGUGGCGAUGGACUUGUGGAUCUGGCAUCCCGCUUGGCAAAUUCACCAACAUAUGGCAUGAAACUGGGACAUACUAUUGCCGGCGUCCGCUUGUACUGGAAGGGUGAGUUGUCCAUGAAAUGGGCAGGGCUUGUACCCCUAUUGCACCUGCUUGCUUGUGAUUGGCCAAUUCCAGACAUGCUAAUCAUCCACCUGGGUGACGAUGACAUCAUCAUGAGGGACACAGAGGAGCUUCAAUGUGCCAUGGAGAGAGACCUGACCUUUAUACACGACCUCUUCCCCCACUGCCUCAUUGUCUGGUCAGACCUGUUGCCGAACAAAAUUUCCAAACAAGGUUCUUCAGCUCUGGUGGUCCAGGACGGGAUUCAUGACGUGGUAAAUCGCAGAAUGCAUGCUGUGGUUGCAGCACUGGGUGGAAUGGCCCUAACUCAUGAACUCCUCAUCCCAGAGCUCUACCGCCAUCAUGGGGCCCGAUUCUCACGGCUCGUUGUGGAAAAGCUUUUCUUGAACAUCAAACAAUUUGUGAGUCAGUGGAGCUUGGAAGUGGAACGCGCUUCAGAGAUGUGUUCCCCAGAGUGCCACCCUCCGCCCUGUGCUUCUUCAUUCACCUGUUCCAUCCUUGAUGACUCCAUUCAUCCUAAGUCUACCAACAGUCACUCCAAGCACAAGGAAAGACCUCCCUCACAUCCCCCCUCAUUGCCAAAGAAGCAAGAGCAGGUUGGUGAGGGACAGGUAAAGCCCAAGGAGGUGAGACUGUCUACGGAGACGGCGAAGAGGUCUACAGGGGUGAUGGAGGCAAAGCAGUGUAUGGAACAGAGGACUCGAUCCCCUGAGCUGGUGAAGCCCUGCCCUGUUCCUGACGAGUCGUCUGCUUCCACUCAUCUUAAAUCUCCCAACAGUCACCCCAAGCCUAAAGAAAAAUAUUUAUCUACCUUGGUGCUUAAGAAGCAGCAGGUCACUGAGGCCAAGGUCAUGGACCAGGACACGGAGGAGGUAAAGUGUACUACAGACAACGCCAAACAGCCUACAGAGGACACAAUGGUGGCCAGCCAGUCCUCAGAGAUGCUGAAUCAACCAAUGGGGUCAAAUUGGUUAAAAGGGAUGGUGAAUCAGCCAAUGGUGGCAUAUUGGUUUAAAGGGAUGGUGAAUCAACCAAUGGUGGCAAGCCAGUCCACAGAGAUGGUGAAUCAGCCAAUGGUGGCAUAUUGGUCAAAAGGGAUGGUGAAUCAACCAAUGGUGGCAAGCCAGUCCACAGAGGUGGUGAAUCGGCCAAUGGUGACAAGCCAGUCCACAGAGGUGGUGAAUCAGCCAAUGGUGACAAAGCGGUCCACAGACGUGGUGAAACAGCCAAUGGUGGCAAAGCGGCCUGCAGAGGUGGUGAAUCAGCCGAUGGUGGCAGGCCAGUCCACAGAGGUGGUGAAUCAGCCAAUGGUGGCCAGCCAGUCCACGGAGGUGUUGAAUCAGCCAAUGGUGCCCAGCCAGUCCACGGAGGUGGUGAAUCAGCUAAUGGUGGCCAGCCAGUCCACGGAGGUGGUUAAUCAGCCAAUCAGGGCAAAGCGGUCUGCGGAGGUGAUGUGCUCUUCAGAAGAGGCAAAGCGUUCUAGAUUCACCUCCACUAUUCCUGAUGACUUGUCUACUGCCACUUGUCCUAAAGCUACCAACGGUCACCCCAACCCCAAAGGAAAACCUUCUUCUACCUCAUUGCCUACAGAGCAGCAGGUCUCUGAGGCCAAGGUCAUGAAACAGGACACGGAGGAGGUAAAGUGUACUACAGACAACGCCAAACAGCCUACAGAGGACACAAUGGUGGCCAGCCAGUCCACAGAGAUGCUGAAUCAACCAAUGGGGUCAAAGCGGUCUGCAGAGGUGGUGAAUCAGCCAAUGGUGGCAAGCCAGUCCACAGAGGUGGUGAAUCAGCCAAUGGUGGCCAGACAGUCCACAGAUAUGCUGAAUCAGCCAAUGGGGUCAAAGCGGUCUGCAGAGGUGGUGAAUCAGCCAAUGGUGGCAAGCCAGUCCACAGAGGUGGUGAAUCAACCAAUGGUGGCCAGCCAGUCCACAGAGAUGCUGAAUCAGCCAAUGGUGGCCAGCCAGUCCACAGAGAUGGUGAAUCAGCCAAUGGUGGCAAAUUGGUCAAAAGGGAUGGUGAAUCAACCAGUGGUGACCAGUCAGUCCACAGGGAUGGUGAAUCAGCCAAUGGGGUCAAAGCGGUCCACAGACGUGGUGAAUCAGCCAAUGCUGGCAAGCUGGUCCACAGAGGUGGUGAAUCAGCCAAUUGUGGAAAGCCGGUCCACAGAGGUGGUUAAUCAGCCAAUCGGGGCUAAGCAGUCUGCGGAGGUGAUGUCCUCUUCAGAAGAGGCAAAGCCUUCUAGAUUCACCUCCACUAUUCCUGACGACUCAUCUGCUGCCUCUUGUCCUAAAGCUACCAACAGUCACCCCAACCCCAAAGGAAAACCUUCUUCUACCUCAUUGCCUACAGAGCAGCAGGUCACUAAGGCCAAGGUCAUGGACCAGGUCACGGAGGAGGUAAAGUGUACUACAGACAACGCCAAACAGCCUACAGAGGACACAAUGGUGGCCAGCCAGUCCACAGAGAUGCUGAAUCAACCAAUGGUGGCCAGCCAGUCCACAGAGAUGCUGAAUCAACCAAUGGGGUCAAAGCGGUCCACAGACGUAGUGAAUCAGCCAAUGGUGGCAAAGCGGUCUGCAGAGGUGGUGAAUCGGCCAAUGGUGACCAGCCAGUCCACGGAGGUGGUGAAUCGGCCAAUGGUGGCAGGCCUGUCCACAGAGGUGGUGAAUCAGCCAAUGGUGGCCAGCCAGUCCACGGAGGUGUUGAGUCAGCCAAUGGUGGCCAGCCAGUCCACGGAGGUGGUGAAUCACCCACUGGUGGCCAGCCAGUCCACGGAGGUGGUUAAUCGGCCAAUCAGGGCAAAGCGGUCUGCGGAGGUGAUGUGCUCUUCAGAAGAGGCAAAGCGUUCUAGAUUCACCUCCACUAUUCCUGAUGACUCGUCUACUGCCACUUGUCCUAAAGCUACUAACGGUCACCCCAACCCCAAAGGAAAACCUUGUUCUACCUCAUUGCCUACAGAGCAGCAGGUCACUGAGGCCAAGGUCAUGGACCAGGACACGGAGGAGGUAAAGUGCACUACAGACAACGCCAAACAGCCUACAGAGGACACAAUGGUGGCCAGCCAGUCCACAGAGAUGCUGAAACAGCCAAUGGGGUCAAAGCGGUCCACAGACGUGGUGAAUCAGCCAAUGCUGGCAAGCCGGUCCACCGAGGUGGUGAAUCAGCCAAUUGUGGAAAACCGGUCCACAGAGGUGGUUAAUCAGCCAAUCGGGGCAAAGCGGUCUGUGGAGGUGAUGUGCUCUUCAGAAGGGGCAAAGCCUUCUAGAUUCACCUCCACUAUUCCUGAUGACUCAUCGGCUGGCAUUUCUCCUAAAGCUACCAACAGUCACCCCAACCCCAAAGGAAAACCUUGUUCUACCUCAUUGCCUACAGAGCAGCAACAGGUCGGAGAGGAAAAGUAUAGGGAGGCAAAACGUUCUACAGAGGAGAGAAAAUUACCUACAGAGGAGGCAAAACGGUCUAUGGAGAUGGAAAAACAGUUCACAGAGGUGUCAAGGCAGUCUACAGAGGAACCGAAACAGUCUCCGGAUGACGCAAGAUGGUCCAGAGAGGAGGCGAGAGGGGCUGCUUCGGCGGGGGCGCGUGCAGUAUUGGCGGAAAAGCGGGAGGCUCUGGAGGCACAGAAGACGGCAUUGGAGGCCAAGCUGGCUAAAUUUGCAGUUAGCCCAACACUGCGUCACACCACAGAACAACAACUUAAAGACCUGAAGAUUAAACUGAAGAUUCGAAAAACUAUAGCCAAAAGGGUCUGGAUUAUUGGGGACUCUGGAGUGUUGAUAUCCAUCCAAAAGCAUAUGUUUAUGCGCCCGGUUGAAAAUGGCCUUGUUUGGAAACCUUACUGGAUACCGUUAAAGGGUGUGACCUUAUCCAAGGUCAUUCAGCAUCUGCUGGAUGUCUGUUUCUCCUGGCCCAAUCCGGACAUGCUGAUCAUCCAUCUUGGAUCAUCCUGUGACAUCCCACAUGGGAACCUGGAGGAGAUGGUGUUGACCAUCCAGGAGCACCUGCUCAUGAUCCGACGGAUCUUCCCCCAAUGCGCCCUGGUGUGGUCGGACAUCCUGUCAAGGACGCACAGGAAAACACAAGGACAUGAGGAUGCCCACAGCACUGACCUGGCCAGUAACCGACAUGAGGUCAAUCUGAGAAUGCGCGAUAUAGUCAAGCAACUUGGAGGAGCAGCGAUCGCACAUGGAAACAUUCAGCCAGAGCACUUUGUCUCAGAAAGCCGCAUGCUCUCUGACGAGGGUGUGCAGUUGUUUAAGCAGAACAUCUUAGCCCUUGUUGAUCCAUGGAAGUGGGACCACAACUAUACCCAGAGUCUUUCAGAACAUCUUCCUGAACCCACGAGACCUGCAAACCACAAGGAAACGCUGGGACCAUCAACUGAUAGAACCGAUCAUCCCAUCACAGGCUGUGGUAUCCAGAAGGCUGCGCGAGUGGUGUGGAUUUGUGGGAACAAUUUCUGUGGAUUUGCCAGAGAUUCGGCAAAACAGCAAAGUAUUCCACUGCGAAGCGGCACUGGCUCGCUGGAGGUGGUUUGGAAAGUAGUCAGUAAAGGGAGGUUUCCCUUGAAGAACCUGGUGAGAUCAGAGGACAAGGUCAUUCGCCAACCAGACAUGGUCAUCAUCUACCUGGACGGUGGUGAUGUGAGAGGAAACUGGGAAUCAGUUGUGCCCAACCUCAAGAGGGAAAUGGAGUUACUGCACACUGUCUUCCCAGAGUGCCUCCUUGUGUGGUCUGAUAUCUUCAAGGGAAUUAAUUUGAGCACCACAGAUCCUGGUCUGGACAUCAUUAACGCCAUAAUGCACACUGCAGUUACUGAACUGGGUGGAAGAGUUGUUACUCACAACAACAUCGGGCCAGACAUUUUUCAAGGCAACAAUAGUAAACAGGUUAUUUCCAGAGUGACCCAAAGAGCCAACCUCAACAUCCAGGAGUUUGUGUUGAAGUGGGAGACAGAGAUCAGUGGCUUAGCACAGAACACAAAGCCCUCACCACAAUGAACCCUCCCAAACCCUCCCCAUUACAUUCAGUAAUGUAUGUACAUGUAGUAAUGUAUGUACCCUCCAAUACACAGUCCAGUCCACUGCUUUCAGAGCUCAAACACUCUCCACUGCACUCCGCCCACACCCAUCCCUCUAUACACUACUUCAGUCUUAAACUCUUUGAUAUCAACAUGGUGAGCACAAUCAAAAAGGUCUCUGGUUGAUUGUUUAAACAGUUUUUAAAAAAAUAUCUGUUUGAUGAACUGGUAAGACAUCAAUAAUGUGUACAUACAUCAUCAAGGCCACAGAAAGAGGAAGAAUUUUGUCUGUCCAUGGUUUCUCAAGCAAGGUACUCAGGUCUGCCCUUCACACCUGACCGAACACAAGUUCAAACCAUACAUUUAAAUAGGUCACUGCACACAGACCACUUGACACCUCUUCAAAAAAAGAAAAGAAAAAAAAGACUUGUUUCCAAGUUGAUGUUGGUGUGAAUGGACUAAGUUUUCCGCACAGAAACUGGACAAAAAAUUAUUUCCGCACUUUCCCCGCAGAGAACUCUGAUGUGAAACACCACUAAGUCUUUAAUAAGGUCACAUUAAAUAAUGCAUUAUGCUAAAUGUAAUGUAAGGGUGUGAUAUGACUUAUUUGUUUUACUUUUGCUGAAGUAAAUUAAUUACAUGUUU